AUUUAUUUUUUUAUUUAUUUUUUUUUUAUUUUUUAAAAAAAUUUUUUUUUAUCUUCUGUUUUAUUAUUCCUUUCUUUCUUUUUCACCUUAUUAUUUGAUUUGAUUUCAUAAUGGCCCCUGUUGAAAAACGGACCGUAGUAGUUUGUGGUCUUGGUAUGGUUGGAUUAUACUUUAUUGAAAAAUUAUUAAAAAAUGACAAAGAUAAACAAUUUAGGGUUGAGGUAUUUUGUGAAGAACCCUAUGUUGCAUAUAAUCGAGUUGGUUUGACUCAAUAUUUUUCUCAUCGAGAAAAAGACCGAAUGUUAAUGCAGCCUGCAAGUUGGUAUUCAGAUAAUAAUGUGAUCGUUCACAUGAAUGAAAAAGCAACUCAUAUCGAUACGACCGCCAAACAUGUAACUUCGGCAAAUGGAAUAUCCGUGAAUUAUGAUUCAUGCAUCUUAGCUACAGGUUCUUAUGCGUUUGUACCUCCAGUCCCCGGUUCCGAUAAAUUAGGCGUAUUCGUAUAUCGUACAAUCGAUGAUUUAGAAGAAAUCAUUAAAUAUAGUAGUAAAUCAAAACGUGGUGCAGUAAUUGGAGGUGGUUUACUUGGUCUCGAGGCCGCUAAAGCUCUAAUGGAUUUAGGGUUGGAAGUUACAAUUAUUGAAAGAAAUAAAGUAUUGAUGUCAAGACAAUUAGAUACCGCAGGAGGGAAAAUGCUCAUAAAUGAAAUCAAAAAGUUGGGAAUUAAAUGUAUUGUCGAUAAUCCACCAAAGGAGAUUACCGCUGAUGAAGAUGGUAAAGUUACGGGUAUUCGAUUUGACAACGAGACUAUUCAAAUGGAUAUGGUUAUUAUGGCUGCUGGUAUCCGUCCACGUGAUGAUCUUGCUAAAGCAUCAGGAAUUUCAACACAUCAACGUGGUGGUGUCUUUGUUGAUGAUCUCCUACGAACUAAUAAUCCACAUGUUUAUGCUAUCGGAGAAGUUGCUUUGUAUGGUGGUGCGGUUUAUGGGCUUGUUGCGCCUGGUUAUGAUAUGGCUGAUGUUGUCGUAAAUAACUUGAUUAAGGGUGGGGGUAAGCGAUUUUUGGGAGGUGACUUAUCGAGUAAGCUUAAACUUUUGGGAGUUCAUGUUGCUAGUUUUGGUGAUUGUUUUGCUAAAGAAGAUGAUACUAUUAUGCAUUUGGUGUAUACUGAUCCUUUUAGUUCAGUGUAUAAAAAACUUAUAUUCUCAAUUGAUGGCAAAUACUUGCUUGGUGGUAUUUUGGUCGGUGACACUGAUGAUUAUGCCAAACUUCACGCUUUGAUGAAAUCAAAAAAACCUUUAAUUGCUCCUCCUGGUGAGCUUAUACUUGGUGUUAAAUCAGGUCAAGCUCCAGGUGCGGAUGAUCUUCCUGAUGAAGCUCAAAUUUGUUCAUGUAAUAAUGUAUCAAAAGGACAAAUUCGAGAUUCAGUUAAAGUUGAUGAAUGCCGUUCUAUUGGUCAAGUUAAAUCAUGCACAAAGGCUGGUACAGGAUGCGGUGGAUGUAUUCCAGCUGUUGCGGAAAUUUUCCAAGCUGAAAUGAAAGCACUAGGUCACGUAGUGACUAAUGCGCUUUGUCCUCAUUUCAGUUUAACACGCGCCGAAUUAUUCCAAGUCGCCAAAAUAAAGAAAUUGAAAACUUUCAAAGAUAUUAUUGAACAAGUUGGUAAAAAAGGAGCUAACGGAUGUGAAAUUUGUAAACCAGCUAUCGCGUCAAUUUUAGCUAGUUUAUGGAAUGAUCAUAUCCUAGAUCAUGCAGGUUUACAAGACACGAAUGAUCGUUAUCUUGCUAAUCUUCAACGUGGAGGACUAUAUUCUGUGGUACCUAGAAUUGCUGGAGGUGAAAUUACGCCUGAAAAACUUGUUGUUCUCGGAGAAGUUGGCAAAAAAUAUGAUUUAUACACUAAAAUUACUGGCGGUCAGAGAAUUGAUCUUUUCGGUGCUAAAAAGCAAGAUCUACCUGCAAUAUGGGAAGAGCUCGUUAAUGCAGGUUUUGAAUCUGGUCAUGCUUACGGAAAAGCUUUGAGAACUGUAAAAUCUUGUGUCGGUUCAGAAUGGUGUCGUUAUGGUCAGCAAAAUAGUGUACAAUUCGCUAUUGAAAUAGAAAAUAGAUAUAAAGGAAUUAGAGCUCCUCAUAAGAUUAAAGGUGCCGUUUCUGGAUGUAUUAGGGAAUGCGCGGAAGCUCAAGGAAAAGAUUUUGGUCUUAUUGCUACUGACAAUGGUUAUAACCUAUAUGUCUGUGGUAAUGGUGGAUCUAAACCAAAACAUGCUGUUUUACUAGCAAAGGACGUUUCACCUGAUACCGCCGUAAAAUAUAUUGAUAGAUUUUUGAUGUAUUAUAUUCAUACCGCUGAUAGAUUGGCCCGUACAGCUAGAUGGUUAGAAAAAAUGGAAGGAGGAAUUGAAUAUCUUAAAAGAGUUAUUGUUGAUGAUUAUCUUGGUAUAUGCGCAGAAUUGGAAGAAGACAUGGCUCGUUUAAUAUAUACUUAUGAAUGCGAGUGGGCCAAAGUCGUAAAAGACCCAAAAAGGCGUGCGGACUUCACUCAAUUUGUAAAUACAGAUGAGAACGUAGAUGAAAUUGAAACCGUAAGUGAACGUGGCCAAACUCGUCCAGCAGAUUGGCCAAAGGAAUGUUCAGUUACCGAAAAAGAAAUUUCAGAAAUCAAAAAGUCGGCAAACUUGGAAUCGAAAAAAUGGGUGAAAAUUGCUCCAGCUAGCGCAUUUCCUAAUGAUGCUGGUCAGGUUAUUAAAUAUGGAGAUACACAAAUCGCCAUAUUUAAUACCAAUGAACGUACAAAAUGGUACGCAACACAAAAUAUGUGCCCGCACAAGAGAGCCUUUGUAUUAUCUCAAGGAAUACUCGGUGAUGAAGAUGAUGGUAUAAUGAGAGUAAGUUGUCCAAUGCAUAAGAAAAAUUUCGCGUUGGAAACUGGUGAAUGUGUUUCGGGAGAUGCGGAUCUUAAGCUAAUGACUUUUGAAAUUAAAAUUGAGGAUGAUUACGUAUUUUUGUAUCUUCCCCCUGAACAAGAACUUGAUAGAAUUCUUGGAACAAGUAAAUGGGUAGUUUCUAACAAACUCUCGACAAAGAGUCAUAACAAAAAAAGUAACAAAAUAGAAAUUUUAGGAAAUACAGCGGCGGUUGGAUGUGGUGGUGAUAAAAAAUUGGAUUGGUAAAUUAUUGACUUUUCUUAUAUAAAUAGAUUCAUUUAUUAUCAUUAUAACAAUCAUUAUCACUUGUAUUUUUAUUUUUUAAAAAAAA
Messenger RNA from Rhizophagus irregularis DAOM 181602=DAOM 197198, 3255 nucleotides. RefSeq lists its product as uncharacterized. NCBI's taxonomy places the organism in Eukaryota, Fungi, Glomeromycota, Glomeromycetes, Glomerales, Glomeraceae. The record is from RefSeq and is a predicted model, not a curated record. Gene Ontology annotation, biological process: nitrate assimilation. Gene Ontology annotation, molecular function: nitrite reductase [NAD(P)H] activity; NADP binding; 2 iron, 2 sulfur cluster binding.